Molecule: messenger RNA, 1598 nt
Organism: Arachis duranensis
Lineage: Eukaryota; Viridiplantae; Streptophyta; Magnoliopsida; Fabales; Fabaceae
Product: ribose-phosphate pyrophosphokinase 1
Exons: 8
Coding region: 228-1451 (407 amino acids)
Biological process (GO): ribonucleoside monophosphate biosynthetic process; purine nucleotide biosynthetic process; 5-phosphoribose 1-diphosphate biosynthetic process
Cellular component (GO): cytoplasm; ribose phosphate diphosphokinase complex
Molecular function (GO): magnesium ion binding; ribose phosphate diphosphokinase activity
Source: RefSeq, a predicted model, not a curated record
AUUGAAAGCUGGCAAGAUAAAUACGAGCGCCUCUUUGAAACGACGUCGUAGAAGAACCCGUGCAUGAACCGCACGCGAAUACCGAAUCCGGUGCUAAAGAAAGAACAUAGACACCACCUUGAACACACUUGCACCGAUAAGAGAAAUAUAAACAAAGCUUAGUUCCAAAUUCAAAAGGAACUUCCUCUUUCUCCCACUCACAAGCAUAAACCCUUAAUCGGCGGCAAAUGGCGCACACUCUCCUUCAGCCUCCACCGUUGUCGUCGUCUUCUUCUUCUUCCGCCAUGUCUUCCUCUUCCUCUCUCUUCCCUCGUGCCUUCGCUCUUCAAUCUCUAUCCUUUGAUCAUUCCCGCACUCCAACCUUCUCUCCCUUUACCUCCCUGAAAUGUGAUAUGGUCCAACCCCUAAACUGUGUCAAAGGCGAACCGGUAAUUCCAGUUCUCAAUGAACCCUCGCUUCCUAAGUUCCUUGAAUUACCAAAGACUGGGAGAACAGUCAAUAGGAACGGUAACAAGUUGAAGCUUUUCUCUGGCUCCGCCAAUCCUGCACUUUCUCAGGAAAUUGCUUGGUAUAUGGGCCAGCAGCUUGGGAAGAUUGCUAUAAAGCGAUUUGCUGAUGGCGAAAUCUAUAUCCAGUUGCAAGAGAGUGUUAGAGGUUGUGAUGUUUACCUUAUUCAACCAACUUGCCCUCCUGCAAAUGAGAAUCUAAUGGAGCUGCAAAUAAUGAUUGAUGCAUGUCGUAGAGCUUCUGCCAAGAAUAUCACUGCUGUGAUUCCCUACUUUGGAUAUGCCAGGGCUGAUAGAAAGACUCAAGGGCGUGAAUCCAUUGCAGCUAAACUUGUUGCAAAUCUUAUUACGAAAGCCGGUGCAGAUCGUGUUCUUGCUUGUGACCUUCAUUCGGGGCAAUCCAUGGGUUACUUUGAUAUUCCUGUGGAUCAUGUACAUUGUCAACCUGUCGUCCUUGAUUAUCUUGCCAGCAAGAGAAUAAGUUCAAAAGACUUGGUGGUUGUUUCACCUGAUGUUGGUGGCGUUGCAAGGGCACGAGCUUUUGCAAAGAAGUUAUCUGAUGCACCUUUGGCAAUUGUCGACAAAAGGCGUCAGGGACAUAAUAUAGCUGAGGUGAUGAAUCUGAUUGGUGAUGUAAAAGGAAAAGUUGCAGUUAUGGUGGAUGAUAUGAUUGACACAGCUGGGACCAUUGCCAAAGGUGCUGCUCUGUUACAUGAAGAGGGAGCCAAAGAAGUCUAUGCAUGCUGCACUCAUGCUGUUUUCAGCCCUCCUGCAAUUGAGAGGUUAUCUGGUGGCUUAUUUCAAGAAGUGAUCAUCACAAACACCAUUCCAGUUGCAGACAAGAACUAUUUCCCGCAGUUAACUAUUCUUUCCGUAGCAAACCUGUUGGGUGAAACAAUUUGGCGUAUUCAUGAUGAUAGUUCUGUCAGUAGCAUUUUUCUAUGAUGAGUUCAGAUUAUUUAUCAUAGAUGAUAGAUAGAUAGGUAAAUUAAAUCCAUACCUGUCUGGAACCCAAGAUUUUCUUAUUUUGUAUCAAUUUUACUGGGUUAUCACUCAGUAGUUUUAUAUAUAUCCUUUUGGAAUGUUCAACUU